GUCAGCGAAUCCUCGUAGGAUACCCGCCCGAAUGCCUGGAUCUCAGCAACGAGGAUACCAUUCUUGGGGAUUUGCCCAUCCAGUCAGGCUCCAAGAAUGCUAGCUGCCAGAACUGCGCCCUUCAAGAAGGAUUUUGGAAAACUCUUCUCUGAAGGAUCUGCUCUGAGGAUUUCAAUCAGGCCAUCAAAAAAGAGUAAAGAUACAGGCAUCAGAGAUUUUCCAAUCAAAUGGCCCUAUGAGAUUGCUCUGUAGCGAAGUCCAUGGUCAACCAGCCCCAGCCAGGGCUUCAACUGUAUCUUUUUGUUGACAAAUUGUUGAAUUUGAGUGGAUAGCCAAGAAUCAUCGGACAUGUGAAAAUAUUCUUUAAUAAGAAACAGAAAAGCCAAAACAAAUAGGAAAAAAAAAAUAACUUGGAGAAAACAUUCUAUAGAGGCAGAAAAACAUUAACACUAUAUAUGUUCUUAAAGUAAUAAGAUUCUGCAUCAAUGAAACUCGAAGAAAUGUAAUAAAAAUUCAGAGAACAAACAAUAAUUAUUGGAAGUUAAAAAUACAAUAGCAAAAAGAAAAUGCAAUAGGAAGUUGUGAAUACAUUUUAAAAAUCUCUCAGUAGCAAAACAAAACAGAAGUUGAGGUCCAGGAGGGUGUCCAAUAACAUCCAAAUUAUAUAAGUUCCAAAAAGAAACAACAGAGAGAGAGAGAGAAAGUGGACGAUAGGAAUUCAUCAAAGAAAUAAUUCAAAAAAAAUAUCCCAGAACUGAAUGUCAUGAGUUUCCAGAUUGGAUUUACUGAGUACCCAGAGUAUAGAUUCACUCCAACACACAUCAUUAUGAAAAUUCAGAAUACUGGAAACAAAGAGAAAGCCUUAGAUUUAGAAUCAUAGAUACUUUGGGCUUUGCAACAGCAGCACCAAAAUCUAUCAAAUACUGAUCUAGAAUUCUAUACCCUGACAAACAAUCAAAUGAGAGGCUAGAAUAGCAAUACUUCAGACAUGUAAGAUCUUAUGCAUUCUUUCUUGGGAAACGACUAGAGAAUGUGUUUUAUCAAACUGAGAGAGCUAACUCAGGAAAGAGGAAGAUGUGAGAUUCAAGUAACCCAACAAGAGAAGAGGUGAAAGGACUUUUCCCAGUAGGACGAUGAAGACACAUAUGAAAAUGACAGCCAUGCAACAGACUAGAUAACAACAUAUCCAGAUGGAAGCAAAUCAGAAUGUUCUGGAAAAUGUUUCUCCAGGAUGAAACUACUACUACCUCUGAAUGUAUUGAGAGGAGAUUUACACAGUGGGCAAGAGUAGACGGACAAAAAAGAUAAAUGGAAAUGGAAAAGUAAACAUAGCAUAUCUCAGAGCCCACCUGUCAAUAGCAUUUUAUUUACAUGCAGAAGCAGAGAAUCAAAUCAGACAUUUUGACUCCAGAGACACCUAAGUGUCAUAUAUUUGAAUGCUGAUGGGCAUUAUUUUAGUAGAAAGGUCAAAAAGAUGAUGUAAGAGAGAGGACUGCAAAGGUAGAGAGUCUAUGAGAUGAGAUCCAGAGCAUAUGCGGACGGUGGGGUUUUAUUGGAAAAACAUUUUCUUUGUCGUCCCAAGAGAGAAGAAGAAAAUGAGUACAAAGGAAAGCAGGUUUGUAAAUGUGAUGGGAACGGGAAGGCACAGUGUAACAGGAUGUCAAAAGAUAAGAUUUAGAAAAAAAUAAUAAGCAAAAUCGUGGCAAUAGAUGGGUUAUCCAUCAAUACGAUCUCAAAAAAAAAAGGGAAGUUUAAAAUUUAGGACAUUUUUCUUAAGUAAAGCACUUCAGUUGCCAAAAAGUUCAUCAUCAGUUUGGCAUUAAUAUAUAACCACUAUAAGUAAGACAAUAGAAGAGUUAUACACAGAAAUAUUCGAUGUUCUUCAUGAAUUCAAAUUUUACAGGGUGAGAAAGAGGACAGUUACACCCUAGUGGGUUCAAUUCAGAGAUGUACGCUCUGCAUCAGAUUACAGUGAAGCAGCACCUAACAUCCCAUUCCAAAAGAAGAUGGUACUUGAGUUGAAUCUUGAAGGAAAAAUAAGACUAAGCCAGGAGGACAUCAUGGGAAUGGGUCCAAGCAGAGGGUACAACAUGUGCAAAAGUCUCAGAAGCAUGAAUGCGUGGCAGUUUCAGAAAUAUUAGAUUGACUGUAAUAAACAAUAUAGAUGACUAUGUGACAGGAAGAAGCAUGUAGGGCCUGCUCACGAAGGUCUUUCUAUGUCACAUAGGGUCAUUGAAUUUAAUCCUGAGCACUAUGAACUUGCACCCAAGAAUUGAGACGAUCAACCACCCACAUAAUCUAUAAACCCACCUAUAAAAUGGAAUAUGUGAAACAAGACAUUCCUGUCGUCUCUUCACAUCUUCAGUGGUCCACAACCCUAUAACUUGUGCAGUCCUGAAGCUGAAUAGAGAGGAAGAAGAGCGGCAAUGAUCUCACAGGAGACAAGGGAGGAUUGCUAUGAAGCACAGAGCCUGGGUGAGAAUAGGUAUGGUGAUGCAGUUAGCUGGCAUGGGGAAAGGGGAGAGAGGACAUGUUGGUGGGGGCACGGAGAGCAAGAUGAGCUCAAUUUUGAACAUGUUAAGAUUUGACACUCUCUGAUCCUAAUAGGUGACUUCAGCCCUCAAACUUUCAUUAGCACUGGAAGGAAAAGGACUGCCGAAUCCUCCUAAUUUCCAUGAGAGAGAGACAGAGCAUGAGCGGGGGAGGGUCAGAGAGAGGGAGACGCAGAAUCCGAAGCAGGCUCCAGGCUCUGAGCCGUCAGCCCAGAGACCGACGCCGGGGCUCGAACUCACAGACCGCGAGAUCAUGACCUGAGCCGAAGUCGGACACUCAACCGACUGAGCCACACAGGCGCCCCAAAUACUAAUUUUAUUAUAAACUGAAAAACUGUUCACAAGCAAGACGGUGCCUGCUAUCAUCUUUGAAGUUAAUGCUCAUAAGUCAAAUUCAUUUUUCUAGCAAAUGUUCAAAUCACACACGUAUGAAGCUGGGUCAACUUCAGCGAUUCCAUCCAUGGGUGUGACUCUCGUUGCACUGAACCCCUGAUGUGCAGCUGCCUUUCCUGUUUGGUUACUCCUGUGACAUCAUACAUGUUUACGUGACACACCACAAAGAGAGGUCAUCACCCUUAAAUGCUCAGUUAGCUCGUUCAGUUGUGAUAGUGCAUUGGUUAUCCCAGGCUUCCUCGGUCCUCCUUCCUCCUCGACUAGUCCUGCCCCAUUUCUCCUCUCUCUUGGCCCCUGUACUUCUUAUUUCCUACCCAACCACGAUUACAGGAAGAGAAAAGAUGAAAGCCAUGCGUCAUCUUUUUAAUAAAAGGUGUGAAUGGCUACAAGACAGAAAUGAGAUGGGAAAGCUUUAAUCUAAUUGUUAGAAUUAGACCUGCAAAUUAUCUGUGUAUUUCACGUUUCCCACUUGGGAAUUUGUCCAAAACGGAGGCUGACUAGCAUUAUACUGAUGCAUGGCAAGCUUGGCGUCGUAAUGCCUGAAUUGAAAUCCCCGCUCUGCUGCCUCCUGGCUACAUGAUCUUGUGCAAGUUAUUUAACCUCCCUGUAAAAUUUGGAUACUAAUGGCGCCUACUUUUUCGAAGUUGAAAUAAAGGUUGCAUGGAAUAAUGCACGAACACACGUAGCACAGCAUAAUCCCUAGUACACAGCAAUUGCUCAAUAGAUGUUGGCGAUCAUUACGUGCAUUGAUUUUAAUUUUUCUCCCUGCCCUUUUGACAUCAAGGAUGGCCUAUAUCCAGGAAAAAACCAGCUUCCAGGCAAAAAAAAAUAAAGUCCUUUCUGGUAAAAGUGGCCUCCAUACCUGGGGGGAAGUUUUUUCCUGAAAGCCAUGAUUUCUUCCACCUACUCCCAUCUCCCUAUUCUCCUCAGGUUGUUUUAACAGCAGAUGCAAGUAAUCUGCCUAUGGAAGGAGACAGGUUGCUAAGCUGGUUGGUAGCUUGUUUUGUUUUCAUUUCUUAAUACUCAUUGCCACCUUUCAGGCACAGCCAAAAGAGAUCAGAGACCCAAAUGACAGCAUGCAUGUUCCCUCCUUCGAGGCCAUCCAGUCACUUUUUCCUCAGGAAAGGGACCCCCUUGGGAGAGAAAGUGGCUUCACGCCCCCCAGAAAUAAAUGAGGUCAAGAAGCUCAUUGCCAAACAGUGGGGCAAGGGUGUCUCCGCUCCAGCACCCCUAGGCUCAGUCACCUUUUCCAGCAGUCCUGAGGACAGGGGCUAGUAGUAAGAGCUGCUAGGAAAAGGCUUGAGAGCAAAAGUGCUUGCGAACAACUAGAAAAGCUACUAACAAAACUGGCCACAGUGGAUCUUGACUUGGAGAAUUCAGGGGAAUCCUUGCCCCGCCAGUGAAGGAAGGCAGCUCUAGAUAGAAAACCAAGUUUCAAACAGACAUAGAAAAGCAUACCGCCUGUCUGUGUUUCUUUACAGUCAAAUUUUAAAAUAGUAUCUUUUGCCUACUCCCUCCCGGCCAACUCUCCUCUUCCAGUCUCAGCCCAAAGGAGUCUUCUCCUUCCAGCCCUCCUAUUUCUUUUUCUUUUUCUUCCUCCCCCCUGUUUUUUUUUAAAGGGCUCUUUAUUGGCUCUAACCGGGGAAGGGGAGGGCAAGAGAUGAUUGGCUACGGAGCGGAGGGAAGGGGAGGGAGAGUCCCGCCCAUUCCCCUCCCACACCCUCCCUCCCGAAACAGCUGGAAUGAGAAGUAGGGAGGGAAAGCUGCCGGGAUUGGCUGUGAGUCAGUGGCAGGGUGGGGUGGGGUAGCACUGAUGAAGCAUUUACCUGUCCAGGUAAGUCUGGAGGAGGUCAAAAGAAGAAAACAGUGGAAGGCAGGGGAGGCAGUCUCUGUCUCCGUCUCUGCCCUUUGAAAUAAAAGGGUCUUCCUUUCUUCUCUUCAGCCCCUCCUCCAGUGAAGGCCGGCUUGGGACAUUCUUCACUUCCCUUCACUUCCCCUCUGGGAGCCCCUCUCACCGCCCCUGCACCUUGCUUCAGGCGAUGCCCAGGAGCGAGCUGUGGCCAGCGGGGCCUGGCUCGGAACCCGUGACCCGCAUCGGCAGCUGCGACAGCAUCAUGAGCACCGUGUCCACCCGCUCUGGAUCUAGUGACGGCAGCUACGACUUCCUGUCCGCAGAAGAGAAGGAGUGUCUGCUCUUCCUGGAGGAGACCAUCGGCUCACUGGACACUGAGGCUGACAGCGGACUGUCCACUGACGAGUCUGAACAGGACACAGCUCCCCGCGGCCCCCGAGCCCUGCCUGUCACCCAGCCUGCCCCUCAGGGAUAUCCAGGGGAGAAGAUCGUCCCACAAGGACCGGAGCCAAGGACAGGGACUCAGUCCAGUUCACCCCAUCUGCCUGAACCCGAAGGCCUGGGCCUCAGGUCUGGCUCCCAUAGCCUCCCCAGAAAUAUCCACAUCGGCAGGAAGCGGAACCCCGGGGAAAGCACCACUUGGACGAAUAGCCACAUCCCGGGGGAACCUGAGGGGCUUGUCCCAGAGCCCAAGAGAGAGCAGGCCGGCCAAAGCGGUGAGCCCAGCCAGGCUCCGGCCGGCCCCCUGACGCCUGCCCUUGGGUUGGACACGGUACCCAUCCCCCCACCAGAGGCCUUUCAGGACAGCCAGCCAGAGCAGCGUGGGGAAGGCGGCCUGGGCGUCCCCAGGCCAGGGCUGCAGAGCCAUACACCCCGGCUCCAUUCGUCACUCAGCCCCCAGGAGAGGAAGGAGACUCCUUCAGCGGCCAUGUCCCAAAAAGCCAGUGAGGAGGGCUCAACAGGGGGACCGGGGCAGCCUCAGCCUCCUCCCGCCACGUCAUCUCAGAGCGCGAGAGCCAGAGAUGCUCCCAUCCCGUCAGGGGGGGACCCCAGUGCCCGGCCAGCGCCCUUCACAGCUCCCAAGCCCCGGAAGCUGCCACCCAAUAUCGUUCUCAAGAGCAGCCGAAGCAGUUUGCACAGUGAGCCCCACCACUGGUUGUCUCGCCACUCCGAGGCCACCGCGGGAGACUCCGGCCUGGCCUCCUCCUCGCUGCAGGAGCAGAAGAAAGCGCGCCGGGAGGCCCUGGAGAAGCUGGGGCUCCCCCAGGACCAGGAUGAACCUGGCCCCCACUUAAGUAAACGCACCAGCUCCACCCGAUUCAAGGAGACCCAUGCCCAGGCCUCCUUCCAGGCUCCAGCCCCGGCCCCGGCUCAGCCGACGCGGCCUGCUCAGGGCACAGCCGCUGCGCCUGCCGGAGGGAAGGCUCCGGCUCCCGCUCCCACUCGGGGACCUUCUCCAGCGAAGCCUCCGGCUCCGACUCCAGCUCAGGGUUCUUCUCCGGACAAGGGGUUGAUUCCUGCCCAGGAGCCCACUGCAGGCAAGGUUCCAGCUGCCAAAUCCAUGCCGAUUCCUAUCCCCAAAGCCCCUGGGGCAGGUGGUCCUCUGGCUCGGGCAAAGGCGGACUCGGGGCUCACUCUCCGGGAGAGCAACGUCCCUGGCCUGAGACAGAUGAGCUUCAAGUCCAACACUCUGGAGCGUUCGGGUGUGGGGCUGAGCAGCUACCUCUCGGCCGAGAAAGACCCCAGUCCCCAAACCAGCACCUCUCUGGGUAAGGGCUCCUUCUUGGACAAGGUGUCUCCCAGCGUCUUGCGUAACUCAAGGCCCCGGCCUGCCUCCCUGGGCACGGGGAAGGACUUCGCCGGGAUCCAGGUGGGCAAAUUGGCUGACCUGGAGCAGGAGCAGAGCACCAAGCGCCUGUCCUUCCAAGGACAGAGCCGUGACAAGCUGCCUCGACCCCCCUGUGUCAGUGUCAAGAUCUCCCCAAAAGGAGUCCCGGAUGAGCACCGAAGGGAGGCCCUGAGGAAGCUGGGACUGUUGAAGGAGUAGUCGCUGGCCACCAGCAUGGCCCCGCCGUCCCCGUCUCACCCUCUGCCAUACAGGAGGCUCAGGUCCUCUCCCACCCAACAGCCCGGGGCUCGGACAAAGUGGGCUUCUCUCCAGCGCGCACCUCUCUCUGAGGCCAAGGGGUGGAAGAGACUGGAUUCCAGCGGACGCGCGUGUUUGUAUUCAGAGCGGUUGUGUCACUGAGUGCCUGCCCAAAUCAUCCUGAAGAUGAUUUCCACAAGACGGUGUGUGUGUGUGUGUGUGUGUGUGUGUCCAUGUACUAUAGGCUGUAUAUAUCAUUGAAGCUAUUUAUAUGACACAAGGAGUCAUUGCUCAGAGUUCUGCUUGUGUUGGAGAUUUUCUUCCACCGGGUAGGGUUCAGCCCAGCCAGAACUAAGGGGAGAAGGUGGGGGGGGGGGGGCUGAGUCUGAGGAAUAAAAGGUCAGCUGAGACAAUGGAUGUGCUGGGGACAUUAGGCAAAUGCAGUGUCAUGUGAAAUGUGGGUCCCCCAGAAUCCCUGCGUGGAAGGGGACUGGCUCGUCCCUUGGUUCUGGACUUCUGGACACCCCGGUCCCAAGGUUAGGGCGCGUCCCUGUAGCUAAAACUGUCCAUUGACUGAGAACAGAAGUGCUCUUGUUGGCCUGUGAAGGCAAGAUGGGUGACCGCACAGCACACGGCCACUGGGAAGGACCCCUGUCCACGGGCUUGAUGCAUUUAUAAUAAUAAACCGUGCGGUGGCCCCUGCCGGGGACAUUCCUAUUCUUCCGCUCCCACUCUCAGCCUGCAUGUGACUGACCCCAGGGCCGGGCCAACAGUGAGAUGGGAGUCUGAGCCCAGAGACUUUAUAAAUACCAAAGAACUGUUUGAGGCCUUACCUAUGCUACUGCACAUAGAUUUUUUUUCAGUUUCUAUGGGAAGGCAACACCAUACAUUCUCUGCUAGUCACUCACAGAAUAUCAGAGCUGGGAGGAAUCUUAGAGACAAGACUCUUGUGACCCACGCUGUUGGGGAAGGGAAGGGAGUCAUCUGCGGUCACUCUGCCAUUCAGCGACAGAGCCGGGACCCUGGCUCCUCAUUCCAUGCUGCACGCUGCCUCCCUGAAGCAGUGCUUCUGUACGUCUACACAGCACCCUGUGGAUCAGGAGUCACCAUCAGAGGCUCAACCCCAAAGCCUAGAGAGAUUAAAUGUUGUUCAAGACCAUAUUGAGUGCUGUUUUUUCUACUGUGUCUUCGGAAAGUAGCAAUAUAGUCACUCAUUUAUUAAUCCAAAUUCCCUGACUGCUUUGUACAGCUUGAGAAAAUGCCAAAAGAAGGUACUAUGAGUAGGCGUCGUAGGCUUGUGGAUACAGGCUUGGAAAUUAGACACAGCUAGACAUGACCCCUGCUUCCCCUAAGGAAAUAAAUAUUAUUCGUGGCUGUAGUUGGAGUCUAGGAUCCCCAGAUGUGAGGAGCGGAUAAAGGGAACUGUUGUUGGAAAGGUACCCUUGAGGUCUGCUGAGAAUUUCUGGACUGUGUCCUUAGGGACCCAGCACUGUCAAAGCAUGGUAUUUCUAAAAAUGAUGAAAAGAUUAAGGUGAGGACAACAAAUGGCUCCACCCUGUCAUGGUAUGUGGGACGUGGGUGUGACAGUUUCUGUAUAUACUCUCAUGCACACACCCAAAACGUUGGUGCCUUCCUGGCCCUGGUAAAGACCUGGUCUGUUGGAGCUGAUAGGGACUCCCACCGCUGGCCAAGCCAUACGUUAUUACAGACUCUUCUGAAGAGCGAGGGCCCUUCCUGGAGGACUGGUUUGACAUGCUGUAUUUGGUUGAGCUGCCUCAUACGUGUAUUUCAAGACAACCUGGGAAUGACCACUUAAUUUUUUUCAAUUUUCCUAAUUAAUAGGGACACAUGGUGCUACCUAUAAAGUAAGACUUGGUAGGAAACUGAGGCCUUCGUAUCAACACAAGGAUGAUCAACACAGGUGGGUCAGGAGUACCUCCUCUUACAUCCUCACCCCUGGUAGGGGCGAGGUCUCUCGAACAAAACAUGGUUACACACAGCUUGCCUUCCCUCCCUGAACCCUUAUCUAGUGACCUGCCCAUUUUCCCCGCAACUCCCUCCUGGCUUCCCCGUGUCCUCGCCCUUCCAAGGGCACGUCUUGCUCUUAGGACGGUCUUUGGGAUCCAAGUAUUAAGAUAAAAAACCCAAACCCAUCUGUCCUCAUUUUGAAGAGGGGCAAAGGAACCCAUCUAGGGACAUCGGCCAUCCUGAAGUUGGCCCUAGAGCCACCUGAGGAAUUUUAUCUACCCUCUGACGUCCAUAUGGGAUUGGUCUUCAUCGAGCUUGAGCUGGAGGUAAGAGUGGGGUCACUGCUGUUGUUACCCCUCUAUCCCUUUUUGGAAGAUUUCGGAUGGACGUUUGUAAAGGCCACUCGUUUGAUUUUAAAAACCCAUGUGACAGUUCUCCUUCCGCUUGGCCCCGUAACUCUGCCAUACCCUGCUGCGAUCUUACUGCUACUGGGAAUGAGCUAUCUGCCAAAUACAGGAGCUGGCUUCGCCUCCGCCUGGCACAGUGGGACAGGUGCCUUAAGUGUGUCGACAGCUGCUCCUCUGAAUCACCACUCACGUGCGUCCCUGGGCGCCCUGUACUCCGACCCGAUGUGGAAGGGCUGUGUGCUACCCGGGAUGGGCCCAGUCGCCUCGUAGGUGCUUCCCUCCAUAGUGGGAAGUAUGGUCUGGAAGAGGCCACCCAGCACCCUGACGUUGCACAGGUGUGCAAAAGUGGGUGUUAAUUCCACGGAAGAAAGAGCAGAUGAACGAGUGGAGAGCAGGCCCUACUCGAUGUUAUGAGUUAAAGCUGGAGGUGGGAUUUAAGAGUCUGCAAUAUGUGUGUGUGAGGUAAAGCACUCCAUUCCUUGAUCCAUGAUCACAUGUGUAGGGAGAGGAGGAUCAUCCUGUCAGAGCAUGAAGCUCAUAGACUAGAGGAGGUGGCGACCAGGGGACGGGCAGGAGAAAUCAUGUCUAUCUCAGAACCUGAGGAGGAAUGGGGCCACAAUGCACCCAUGCUCUUUUCUUCAUGUGAGUGACUAUAGAGCGUAUAUAGGUCAGGCUCAAUUGGACAGCCAUCACUUACCAAUCAGGGAACCCUGGGCUGCUCCUAUCUGUAAAGUGGGGAUAAUAAUACCAUCCUUUCAACAUUGCUGAGAUGAACGAGUGCUAUGAAAUAUGUAAAACUCAGUGCUUAACAUAGUGUAGCUGCUCGACAAAUGAUAGUAUGGUCUUCGGCAUCUUAUUUCUUCCUUCUCAAAGGGAGCGAAUGGAGGCAGGGAUGGAAGCCAAGAGCUCACCCAACUCAGCUCCGAGAGGAAAUGGGAGCGAUCUUGCUGCAAGUAAAAGUCCAAAGUACCAACUAGGCUUUGGCACACCCUCCAGGUGAUUCAACUUCACCCACGCCAGGUUUCCUGGAAUUGGAAAAGAAAGGGAUCGGCAUGAAUACGGUGUUUGUGUCUCAGGGAAGCCAGCUUCUCUAUCUCCAAACCCAGCUUCCAAUUUGUCACCAAUGUCUUGUCGCCCAUGAUCAUAUAGUUUACUUCUUUUUGCUUCCUCCAACUUCCUUUUGCUGUGUGGUUCAGUGACCUAUAUGUUGUUCUAUAGUUAUUCAUUUUUAAAAUGGAGAAAAAGAAUAAACAUAUAUAACAGAGGGGAAUGAUGGCUCAAAUCUAUUUGAGGUGGCUCAAAUAGAGACUAGAAAAUGUCUCAAGCAUUUUCUAAAUAAGGUAGGCAUCUUUCAGAAAUGAAUCAGGCGUAAGUGGGCAGGAAACAAGAAGGUAUAUUGGAUGACUCCUCAAAUCCCUUCUAAUAUAAGGGCCCAGUGAAUUGCAGGAGUCAUUGCCAUCAUCAUCCUCAUCACCACCACCGUCAUCAUCAUUGUCAUCAGUGACCCUUGGCAGACAAGGGAGGUAAAGACAGGUGAUGUUCUAGUUCCGGGCUGCCAUUCCCUCUUGCUCAUUGCCUAUCUGGAUCAUUGUCCUUAUUCAGCACUUGCCACGUAUCCAGGGUUCAAAAUAAUUCAAAGCAGAAUGGUAUCCUGGCAAAGCCAGAUGAGCUAUAGUGAGUCACUGCAUCUCACUCAUAAAAUGGGGAACUUGGACGGAACUAUCUCUUAGAUCCAUGCCAGCUCUGAAACAUAUGUUAAAAUGAGUCCAAGCAACUUAAUUAGGAAGAUAAACACCAUGCCAAAAAUAAUCACAAUAUGGUCUAAGAUAAAAUAUACCUCAUAGAACCGAAGACCUGAAAGGAACGUUUUAGAUUAUCUAAUCCAACCUCCCACUCAAAAAGGAAUUAUGUCAUAAGUUGAUAUAUAGUCAGAAAGAUGGAUGGAUGGACGGGUGGAUGGAUGGAUAGAUGGAUGGACAGACGGGUGAUGGACAGAUGGAUGGAUGGAUGCGUGGAUGGAAGAAUAGGUGGAUGGGUAGAUGGGAGAAGGGAGGGGAGAGAAACAUAUCGUGGACAAGAGUGCAAGCUUAGGAGUCAGGCUGCCAGGCACCCUGCACCUGUUUCCUUUUCGGUUUAUUUUUGAUUCCUUUAACUUCCUUUGUUGUGUGGUUCAGGGAACCAGGGAACGCUGGUUCAGGGAACGCUAUCCUACAGUUACUUAGUUUGAACAUGAAGUGUAAAAAAAAAAAAUUAUAUAAUAAGAAUGAACCUUGUAGAAGCAGUAAUAAUCCUUACCUUUUACAAUAAUUUUGAGAAAUUAUGCUCAUUGAAAAUAGAAUCAAAUGAGAUAAUACAUAUGAAACACACUUACCACAUUGCUCAAAAAAUGGAAUCUAUUAAUAUUAUUAUCAUAUACAUAUGUAAUUCAGACGCCAGUGGGUGCCCUUGAGGAUUGGACUGAUAUCAGCCUACACUUAAAUUCCUCAGCCCGGAACAGUCAAAAGCCCUCCUCCAGUUUCCAGAACCU
Molecule: messenger RNA, 11785 nt
Organism: Panthera uncia (snow leopard)
Lineage: Eukaryota; Metazoa; Chordata; Mammalia; Carnivora; Felidae
Product: ubiquitin thioesterase OTU1
Exons: 6
Coding region: 4985-6844 (619 amino acids)
Biological process (GO): endoplasmic reticulum unfolded protein response; protein deubiquitination
Cellular component (GO): cytosol; nucleus
Molecular function (GO): cysteine-type deubiquitinase activity
Source: RefSeq, a predicted model, not a curated record